AUGAGCCCCUGGCUGCCCCUGGUCCUGGCUCUCCUGGUGCUGGGCUGUUGCUCUGCCGCCCCCAGACCACACCAGCCUACUGUUGUGAUCUUCCCAGGAGACCUGGGAACAAAUCUCAGCGACAAGCAGCUGGCAGAGGAGUAUCUAUUCCGCUAUGGCUACACCCAAGUCGCCGAGCUGAGCGACGACAAACAGUCCAUGAAUAGGGCGCUGCGCCUUCUCCAGAGGAGCCUGUCUCUGCCCGAGACUGGAGAGCUGGACAGCACCACCCUGGAGGCCAUGCGUGCCCCGCGCUGUGGCGUCCCAGACGUGGGCAGAUUCCAGACCUUUGAGGGCGACCUCAAGUGGCACCACCAAAACAUCACGUACUGGAUCCAAAACUACUCGGAGGACUUGCCCCGCGACGUGAUCGACGACGCCUUUGCCCGGGCCUUCGCGGUCUGGAGCGCGGUGACGCCGCUCAGCUUCACGCGCGUGUCCGGCGCCGAGGCGGACAUAGUCAUCCAGUUCGGUGUUCAAGAGCACGGAGAUGGGUAUCCCUUCGACGGGAAGGACGGGCUCCUGGCACACGCCUUUCCUCCUGGCCCGGGCAUUCAGGGAGACGCCCACUUCGACGAUGAAGAGUUGUGGUCUCUGGGCAAGGGCGUCGUGGUUCCGACCCACUUUGGAAACGCCGAUGGAGCUCCCUGCCACUUCCCCUUCACCUUCGACGGCCGCUCCUACUCUGCCUGCACCACGGACGGCCGCUCCGACGACAAGCUCUGGUGCAGCACCACGGCCGACUUUGACACGGACCGUCGGUUCGGCUUCUGUCCCAGCGAGAGACUCUACACCCAGUACGGCAAUUCCGACGGCAAGCCCUGCGUGUUUCCAUUCACCUUCGAGGGCCGCUCCUACUCCGCCUGCACCACCGACGGUCGCUCAGACGGCUACCGCUGGUGCGCCACCACAGCCAGCUACGACCAGGACAAGCUUUAUGGCUUCUGCCCGACCCGAGUGGACUCCACGGUGACCGGGGGCAACUCGGCGGGGGAGCUGUGUGUCUUCCCCUUCGUCUUCCUGGGCAAGCAGUACUCGACCUGCACCAGGGAGGGCCGCAGUGAUGGGCGCCUCUGGUGCGCCACCACGUCGGACUUUGACAGCGACAGGAAGUGGGGCUUCUGCCCAGACCAAGGUUACAGCCUGUUCCUCGUGGCUGCACACGAGUUCGGCCACGCGCUGGGCUUAGAUCACUCAUCCGUGCCCGAGGCGCUCAUGUACCCCAUGUACAGCUACACGGAGAAGCCCCCCCUGCACGAGGACGACGUGAAGGGCGUCCAGCAUCUGUAUGGCGGCCCUCGCCCUAAACCUGAACCACGGCCUCCUACUACUGCACCUGAAACUCAGCCCACCGCUGCGCCCACGGUCUGCGCCACCGGUCCUCCCACGGCCCGCCCCUCAGAGAGCCCCACUGCUGGCCCCACAGGCCCCCCUUCAACCAGCCCCACGGGUCCCCGCACUGCUGGCCCUUCUGCAGCCCCUACAGCGCCUCUGGCCCCGACAGAGUCCUUAGAUCCAGAGAAGAAUGUCUGCAACGUGGACAUCUUCGACGCCAUCGCAGAGAUCGGGGGUCACCUGCUUUUCUUCAAGGAUGGGAAGUACUGGCGAUUCUCUGAGGCGCAGGGGCGCCGCGUGCAGGGCCCCUUCCUGAUCAGGGACACGUGGCCCGCGCUACCCUCCAGGCUGGAUUCCGCCUUCGAGGAGCCGCUCACCAAGAAGAUUUUCUUCUUUGCUGGGCGCCAAGUGUGGGUGUACACGGGCGCGUCGGUGCUGGGCCCGAGGCGUCUGGACAAGCUGGGCUUCGGCCCCGAGGUGGCUCGAGUCACCGGGGCCGUCCCGCGCGGCGGGGGCAAGGCGCUGCUCUUCAGCGGGCAGAGCUUCUGGAGGUUUGACGUGAAGACGCAGAUGGUCGAUCCCAAGAGCGCCAGCCCUGUGGACCAGACGUUCCCCGGGGUGCCCUUGAACACGCACGACAUCUUCCAGUACCGAGAGAAAGUCUACUUCUGCCAGGACCGUUUCUACUGGCGCAUGAGCUUCCAGGAUGAGCUGAACCAGGUGGAUGAAGUGGGCUACGUGACCUAUGAUAUCCUGCAGUGCCCUGAGACCUAAGGCUCCCCAUCCUGCUUUAGCACUGCAGUGUGGGUCCCCAUGGGGACCAUCUUGAUGAAGAAGGAGCCGGUUUGCUGGAUACAAACUGGUGGGUCUGUUCCAAAGGACAAAGGAUGAGUGGAGGUGGGCUGGGCCCCCUUGUCCCACCUUCCUUUUUUGUUGGAAUGUGUUUAAUAAACUUGGAUUCUCUAA
Messenger RNA from Miniopterus natalensis, 2340 nucleotides. It is a transcript of the gene MMP9, whose product is annotated as matrix metallopeptidase 9. Gene Ontology annotation, molecular function: metalloendopeptidase activity; zinc ion binding. The record is from RefSeq and is a predicted model, not a curated record. Gene Ontology annotation, biological process: extracellular matrix organization; proteolysis; collagen catabolic process. Gene Ontology annotation, cellular component: extracellular matrix. NCBI's taxonomy places the organism in Eukaryota, Metazoa, Chordata, Mammalia, Chiroptera, Miniopteridae.